AUGAUCCGCGCGCCGUGGUUCACCGUCACGAACCUGCUCAAGGCGCUCGACGCCAGGCGCGCGGGGGCGCGGCCGCGCGGGCCGAAGAAUUGGCGCGCAUUCGCGGAGAGGGGCGCGGGGCUGUUCGACCGGGCCAUGCGCGUUGUGGUGUACAGCGGGGGAUGCCACGUGCGGGAUGUGCGGAAGAUGGCGGAACAGGUGGCGGAGGGAGAGGAGGGGAAGAAAGAGAGGGAUGGACACGAUAGCGGGUCUGUGAGGGGGGUCGAGCGGAACAAACGUGCAGGGGAAGAGAAAGGUGCAUCUUCUUCCUCCUCCACCACCACCUCCUCCCCUCCUCGCUUCCACAUCCCAGCCUCCUACGAUCUCGCUGCUCACCGCCUCACCCGUGCCACCAACGUUUCUCUCGCCUCCACGCGCGCCCUCGUCGCCACACUCGCCACCGCCGCGCGCCUCAACCCGCUCGCUGACCCCCACACCGCCGCCAUCCGCGCCACUUCCGCUGCCCUCGCCCUCCCCAUCGACAUCCUACCUGCACACCCGGCCAUCUGCGCCCUCCUAGACGACCCACUUCUGCUACUUAACAAAGUGUCGGCGGGAGUGGUGGAGAGCGAGGGGUGGGAGCGGUGGCGGUGGCAUGUGAAGCUGGCGAUGGACACGGUGCACGUGGUAAGGCAGUGCGCGCACACGGGCGCGCGCAUGGUGCUGCUGCUGCAGGAUGACGUGGUGCCAGCGUGGCAGUGGGACGUGGGGUUGGAGCGGUUCGUUGCCGUGGACCUGCCACGAGUGGUGGGCGCACGGGAGAGAGCAGAGGAAGAGGGGAGAGAGAGGAAGAGGGGAAGGGACGGGACGCAGGAGGGGGGACAGGGGAGGGAGCAGGAGAGGGAGGAGGAGAAGGCGCAGGAGAGCAAGAACGGGAGGUUGGGAGCGGUUGAGAGUGGCAACAAGGGCCGUGGCUCGCACUCGAGAUACCCUGUCUGGGACGUGCUGUCGCUGUACUACCCACAGACGUACGGGUGGAAGCUGGCCCACGGGGCGGAAUACCCAGUCCCUUGCUGCGCCCAGGCGCUGCUGCUGAACGCGUCCACCGUGGGCGGGCUGCUGGCGCACGUGGAGGCGGGGCUCAUGCGCGCCCCCCUCGACCUCCUCAUCCAUGAGUACCUCCUCUCUGGUGCUGUCCGGGAAAACGGUGGUGGGAGUGCCGCAGGGGAGGAUGGUGGUGGCAGUGGAGGCGGUGGUAAUGGUGGUGGUGGUGGUGGUGGUGGUGGUGGUGGUGGUGGUGGUGGUGGUGGUGGUGGUGGUGGUGGUGGUGAGGGGCGUCGCCCGCGGGCGUAUGUGCACAUCCCGUCGCUCUUCCAGCACAUUGGGGUGGUGAGGACGAAUGUGCUCAAGGGGAACCAGGGCCAUCAAGACAGGCGGUUCCGACCGGACUAUGUGGAGGAGCCGUAUAGGAGUGUGGAGGAGGACUCGGAGGAGGAGGAGCAGGUGGACGACUCGGACGACGACGAGGACUAUGGCUUCGACGACCCCGACGUUGACGAUGACGAUCCCGUUCUGCGACCCAGACAGGUGCGGUACAAGAUUCUGUCGGAGAAGGACAUUCUGCAGCGGCAGCAGGAGGCCACCGGCGACGUGGCGACGGUCCUCUCCAUCCCGCUCGACGACGCCGCCAUCCUGCUCCGCCACUUCAAAUGGAGCGUGAGUCAGGUGAACGACGAGUGGUUUCAGGACGAGGACCGCGUGAGGAAGGCCGUGGGGCUGCCGCGCCCGCACUCCCCCUCCGCCUCCUCCGCCUCCGACCGCCGCCCUGGCAAAGAGCCCGAGCCGCACCUGACGUGCGGCAUCUGCUUUGAGAGCUACCCGCAGGCCGCCAUGAAGCCCGCCGAGUGCUUCGACCACUUCUUCUGUGACGCCUGCUGGCAAGGCUACGCCAAGGCGGCUGUUGCGGACGGGCCGGGGUGCCUGUGCCUGCGCUGUCCGGACCCGUCGUGUGGAGCAGCGGUGGGGGAGAAGCUUGUGCUCUCGUCGCUGCCGGACGCCCUGCGCGCCAAGUACCUCAAGUACCUGCUGCGCUCCUACGUGGAUGACAACCGCAAUGCCAAGUGGUGCCCCGCGCCAGGCUGUGAGUACGCGGUGGAGUAUCUACCGGACUCAACGCACUACGACGUCAUCUGCAAGUGCAGCUUCGCCUUCUGCUGGAAUUGUUUGGAGGAGGCGCAUCGGCCAGUGGACUGUGAGACGGUGGGCAAGUGGAUUCUCAAGAACAGUGCCGAGUCAGAAAACAUGAACUGGAUUCUGGCGAACUCCAAGUCGUGUCCCAAGUGCAAGCGGCCCAUCGAGAAGAACCAGGGCUGCAUGCACAUGACCUGCACGCCGCCUUGCAAAUACGAGUUCUGCUGGCUGUGUCUAGGGUCGUGGUCGGAGCACGGGGAGAAGACGGGUGGAUUCUACGCGUGCAACCGAUACGAGUCCGCCAAGCACGAGGGCGUGUACGACGAGACGGAGAGGCGGAGGGAGAUGGCGAAGAACUCACUGGAGAAGUACACGCACUACUACGAGCGCUGGGCUGCCAACGAACAGUCGAGAGUAAAGGCGCUCGAGUCGUUGCGCGAGAUGCAAACAGUCAAGAUAGAGCAACUGAGUGAGCGCCACAGCCAGCCCGUCUCGCAACUCAAGUUCGUCAUCGAUGCAUGGCUGCAGGUGGUGGAGUGCAGGCGAGUGCUCAAGUGGACGUACGCGUACGGCUACUACCUGCCGGAGGCGGAGGUGGCGCGGCGGCAGUUCUUUGAGUACCUGCAGGGCGAGGCGGACGCGGCGCUGGAGAAUCUGCACAAGAUGGCCGAGAAGGAGCUCGAGCUCUACAUCUGUGACGACGGGGACCCGCCCCCCACUUCCUUCAAUGACUUUCGGUCACGACUGGCGGGGCUCACCAGUGUGACACACACGUACUUUGAGAACCUAGUGAGAGCGCUCGAGAACGGCCUGGCAGACGUCGAGAACGCCUCUACAGCCGCCUCCUCCACACGUGCCGCUGCUGCCGCCGCAGCAGCAGCAGCGGGGCGAGCCAUCGCCAGCACGUCGCGCAUCUCCCAGUCCCGCUUCGGCGCCCGCACCCGCUCCCGCACCACUGCCGCUUCCGCCGCCGCUGCUUCCACCUCCGCUGCUGGCUCGUCUGCUGCAGGCCCUAGUGGUUCGUCUGCGGGAGCAGCAGCGGCGGGUGGUGGGGGUGGUGCGGGGUCGAGCCGCGGGAGUAUUUUCCGGUCGUCGUCAUCUCAAGCGGCCGCUGCGGCGGCGGCAGCGGCGAUGACGGUGGGGAAUACGGCAGGGAGGGAGCGGGAAGAGACGGCGUAUUGGUCGUGUGAGCACUGCACGUAUGCAAACCCGUUGCCUGGCCGGGCGUGUGCCAUGUGCCAUCUGCCACGCAGCACCCGAUGA
This is a messenger RNA of Closterium sp. NIES-65, 3432 nucleotides long. NCBI's taxonomy places the organism in Eukaryota, Viridiplantae, Streptophyta, Zygnematophyceae, Desmidiales, Closteriaceae. The record is from the annotation of a GenBank genome assembly.